AAAAGGGAAAGGAAGAGGAAAGGACGGCCCUUUAUAAAUAGAGCCCCGGGAGAAGCAUGAAGCUGUACUGUUUGUCUGGACAUCCAACGCUACCAUGCAAUGUGCUGAAGUUCAAAUCCACCACCAUCAUGCUAGAUUGCGGGCUAGACAUGACCUCUACUCUCAACUUUCUCCCCCUCCCUUUGGUCCAGAGUGCAAGGCUCUCCAAACUCCCUGGCUGGGUUUUAAAAGACGGAAGCACUUUCCUGGAUAAGGAGCUGAAAGAUUGUUCUGGACGUGCCUUUGUGGAUUCUGUUCCUGAGUUUUGCUUGCCGGAGAUGGAACUUUUAGACCUGUCUACAGUGGAUGUAAUCUUGAUCUCCAAUUACCACUGCAUGAUGGCGUUGCCCUACAUCACAGAACACACUGGAUUCACUGGAAUGGUAUAUGCCACGGAGCCCACAGUUCAAAUUGGCAGGCUACUUAUGGAGGAACUGGUCAAUUUUAUUGAACGGGUGCCAAAGGCUCAGUCUGCUUCUAUGUGGAAAAAUAAAGAGGUACAAAGGUUGCUUCCCAGCCCCUUGAAGGAUGCUGUGGAAGUGGCUACAUGGAGAAGAUGCUACAAUAUGCAGGAAGUGAACUCGGCACUCAGUAAGAUCCAGCUGGUUGGGUACUCCCAGAAAAUAGAACUUUUUGGUGCAGUACAGGUUUCUCCUCUUAGUUCUGGAUAUGCUCUUGGCAGCUCCAACUGGAUCAUCCAGUCACAUUAUGAGAAAGUUUCCUAUGUGUCGGGAUCCUCUCUUCUCACAACUCACCCACAGCCCAUGGACCAAGCUUCCCUCAAGAACAGCGACGUUCUCAUCCUGACCGGACUCACCCAGAUUCCCACCGCCAAUCCAGAUGGCAUGGUGGGUGAAUUCUGCAGCAACCUUGCUCUGACAGUUCGGAACGGAGGAAACGUCUUGGUCCCUUGCUAUCCUUCCGGAGUAAUCUACGACCUCUUGGAAUGCCUGUACCAGUACAUCGACUCUGCUGGCCUCUCUAACAUCCCUUUCUACUUCAUCUCACCUGUUGCAAACAGCUCACUCGAAUUCUCUCAGAUCUUCGCCGAAUGGCUGUGUCACAACAAGCAGACGAAGGUAUACCUACCAGAGCCACCCUUCCCUCACGCAGAGCUCAUUCAGACAAACAAGCUGAGGCAUUAUCCCAGCAUCCACGGGGACUUCAGCAAUGACUUCAAACAGCCUUGUGUGGUGUUCACUGGUCACCCUUCACUCCGGUUCGGGGACGUGGUGCAUUUCAUGGAGCUAUGGGGAAAAUCCAGCCUGAACACUGUUAUCUUUACAGAGCCUGACUUUUCUUAUCUGGAUGCCUUGGCCCCUUAUCAACCGCUGGCCAUGAAGUGUGUUUACUGCCCCAUAGAUACCAGGCUGAAUUUUAUCCAGGUGUCCAAACUGCUCAAAGAAGUACAGCCUCUCCACGUGGUUUGCCCAGAGCAGUAUACCCAGCCCCCACCGACACAGUCCCACCGAACCGACCUGAUGAUCGACUGCCUGCCCCCACCUAUGUCCUACCGCAGAGCCGAAGUGCUGACUCUGCCAUUCAAGCGCCGCUAUGAAAAGAUUGAAAUUACGCCAGAGCUUGCAGACUCUCUGGUGCCCACUGAGAUGAAACCGGGUAUUUCCUUGGCAACCGUUACUGCUGUUUUGCAUACCAAAGACAACAAGCAUGUGCUCCAGGUUCCUCCCAAACUUCCCCAGCCUCAAACUGGUAAAAAGAGGAAGAGGAUGACAGACGACGUCCCAGAACUGAAGCCUGUCAAGCCUCUGCUAAGUGGCUCCGUCCCAGUGGACCAGUUAGUACAAACUCUAGAAAAGCACGGCUUUAGUGACGUCAAGGUGGAAGACACUCCAAAGGGACACAUUGUGUUAUUCCAAGAUGUGGAAACACUCAUUCGCAUUGAGGAGGAUUCAACCCACAUCAUGUGCGAAAGCGACGAGGCGCUGAGGGUGAAGUUGCAGGACCUGGUCCUCAAAUUUCUACAGAAAUUCUAGCCAUUUUUUCCCCCAAAGGAGCAGCAAGUGCAGCUGGUGCUGAUGGGGCUGAAAGAGCCACGCUGUCUGCAAGAAACCACACUUCCCUCCAAAUAGAGAGUGUUUAUCCACAGAGACUUCUGUACUAUAGGAAAGGCAGAAUUCGACAGGUGUAGGUUUCUGCAUCAUGGCAAGAACUGCUUCCACUAAAUUUUGAAUUUUCAUAGUGUUGAGAAAAUGCAAGAGACAGGGCCCAGAAUCCUCUUGUGGCUUAUGCCAAUAUAACUAUGUGUUACAACUGGCAUAGGCCACUUUAUGGAGAACUAUAUUGGAGCAGUGUAGGGAAGCAGAAAAGGGCAUUUUUCUCACUGUCCUGCCAACUCCCAAACAGCUUGAGAACUGGCAGAGCAGGUUCAUCUUCUGAGAGAAAGACAGCUUUUCUUGAUGGGGAGGGCAUUAUUGUUAUACCCCUGGGUAUUUUACCACUGCUGCUGCUACAUAGCAGCGUAGUUGCACUGGUUAACAGGAUUGUGGCCUCAGUCAAGAAAGGAUUUGAUUAACCCUUCUCUGUAUUUAUAGUGCAUACAGAACCACAGUGCUCAACCUGCCCUUAAUGCAGUCAACUCAGAAAGAGAAAGCACACAACCACAACUGAGGUCUUGUCAUGGGCCAUGUUGUUCUCUUGCAAAACACAGAACUUCAGAAAUGUUUUUUGUCAUUUUGUUUGAGACGUGAUUGGAAUAGCAACAAGGGAAGUACUCUUUAAAGCCGGCUUUUAAUUUCAUCCAUUUGUUUUUCCUUUUAUUUCCUUUGUUGUUGUAACACUGAAAACCUAGAGAUAGCUGGUCAUAGGCGAUCAAUUUUUUAAAACAAAAUAACAAUAAACAAUGUCAUUGAGAGA
This is a messenger RNA of Sceloporus undulatus (fence lizard), 2913 nucleotides long. It is a transcript of the gene INTS9, whose product is annotated as integrator complex subunit 9. The record is from RefSeq and is a predicted model, not a curated record. The coding region runs from base 57 to 2033 and encodes 658 amino acids. Gene Ontology annotation, cellular component: integrator complex. Lineage: Eukaryota; Metazoa; Chordata; Lepidosauria; Squamata; Phrynosomatidae. The transcript has 17 exons. Gene Ontology annotation, biological process: snRNA processing.